Messenger RNA from Brassica napus (rape), 4725 nucleotides. Its product is annotated as probable WRKY transcription factor 35. Gene Ontology annotation, biological process: regulation of DNA-templated transcription. Gene Ontology annotation, molecular function: transcription cis-regulatory region binding; DNA-binding transcription factor activity. The record is from RefSeq and is a predicted model, not a curated record. Bases 3375 to 4613 code for a protein of 412 amino acids. Gene Ontology annotation, cellular component: nucleus. Lineage: Eukaryota; Viridiplantae; Streptophyta; Magnoliopsida; Brassicales; Brassicaceae. The transcript has 3 exons.
UUGUUGUCAACCACCUAGCCAACAGAAAAAUAACCAAGUAGGUGAGAUUGUAGGAUGCGCAUCAAUUCCAAUAGUAACAAUUAUGAAUUUAAAUUAUAAAUAUAAAAUUAGUUUAGUUAUUUCCAACAUGAAUAAGAACACAUGCUAAUACCAUGUGAGGAAUUUAUUACCCAUGAUCUAACUCUCAUUCUUUAGCCUUUUUAAUUAGUAUCAUACAAGGAAAUUCGUAUAUAUGCGAUCCACCAAAAAGCCUAUGGUAUUUUAAAAAACUGGUGUAAAUAAUAUAUAAAUAUAUGAAAAAGGUGGCAUAUAAACAGUUGACGACAAUAUGGCAAAUCUAGAAUGAGAUAACGGCAAACGUAUAAAUUAGUUGGCACUGAUUUUAAUUUAGUCUACAGCCUAACCUAUACAACACAACACCAACUGAGUUUUUUUUUUUUUUUUUUUUUUAAGAAACCAACUGAGAUUUGUAUAGAUUAUAAAUUAUGUAUUCGUAUAUAAUUCCGCAGUUCUUUCGUAUCCAAUAGUAACAAAUAGUAUCAAUAUAAUAAUUGAUUUUUAAUUUUUUCUUUUCUUGGUUUAAUCAUAUACUCAUUCAUCUAUGAUCCAUAUAUAACAAGUAUCCGUGGUCCUGUGUGGAGUGGAGAUUUAUUGUUGGAGUAAAUACUGCACCCGAUCAAUUUGGCUCAAGUAAACCUGAGAUUAUGCAGACUUCAUGUGUAUACCACAUUUUUCGUCCCCUGAAGUCUAUACUUUACCAUAUUAAAAGUAUACACUGCUAAACAUUUUCCGACUGAUGAUUGCACAUAUAAAAUGUUAAGUAUAAAUGAUAUAUUCUAUACUUUACCAUAGUAAAAUACAACAUCGAUGACCGGCCACUUUUUAGAUAAUCUGAGGAUUAUGUAGCAUUCAAGAAUCAACAUGGUCUUAUGAGACUCAGAAACAUCCAUGGAAGUAGAAGAAUUUAGUCGAAAAUGUGGGAAAAGACUUACCGCAACGGAGGAAGGUGUCCACAUAUACGUGGAGGAGCGAAGCGAGAGGAGUUAGUGUUGUGUCAUUAAGAUAAGGGAGAGUGACAAGAAAGUAGAGGGAGAGGCUAACAUGAGCAAUGAAGUUUUAGAUGUUACGUGAUUAUAAAUCCAAAAUAAUAUGUGCAUCCACGCACCGAUCACCAUUGAUCCAAUAUUCCUAUCUAAUCUCUACCACUCCAGUUGAUUUUUUUUUUGAACUCUUACCACUCUAGUUGAUUUGUUAUUUAAUUUCUUAAUUAUCAUAAUUCAGUCUAUAUAAACGUUGAACUUUAUCGGACUUUAUAAAAGGAUUACGUUACCAAUCAAAAUGACCUAACUAAUACUCAUAUAUACAAUUAAUAUUUUUCUAAUUUACGACUUCUAAAUAUAUCACACUUUUCACCAAACGUGAAUGUCAUUACACGUCGCUUUUGUUUUACUACACAAUCAUUCAGUAACCAUAUUGGUUACUAUUAUACUUUUGUCACAGUAACAUAUUAGAUUGUAAGGUAGUAACUAUAUAAAUUAAAUUUUGUUGUUUACUUAGAAUUAUAGUCAGAAUUUUCUGACAUAACGAAUUCCUCCACGUCUUUCGUCUUUCUUGCUGUGAUAUAAUAUGGCAGCUAGUGCUUUCUUUUUGAUUAGUUAACCCAUUUAUAACCUUCUGCACUAUAUAGUAAACGCAUCCAGAUUUUAAUUUUGAAAGUAAUUUAGUUAUUGGUCUAUUUUCUGGGGUUUGUUGUUACUUUUCUUUGCCAACAUUUUUACGAAAGCCAAAAGUCAACAACCGUUGACUUAAACGUAGACUUUUCUGGUCAUACAACGAGGACGAUAAUAUCUGUUAAGGAUAAAUUCUUUUGACGUUAUAUAAUCGUUGAAGUCUGAAGAUGGAAGUCAAUAACUACAAAUAUAGGUGGGUUGAAAUCAAAGUUGAAUUGGCCUACUGGUAAAUGAGUUGUAGAUGUAACUAGUGGUACUUGAAUUCAAUUCAAGUUGAAAAAUACUAUUUACAAUGUUUGGAUUCCCACCAAAAGUGUAAAAACAUUUUUUUAAUACAGGUGGGUUGAAAGAAACACACAAGAAAAUAAAAGAAGUUUCUUAAAAAAACAGUUAGGCAAAAGUUAGCAUAUGAUAUCAAUUAUAAUCCUUCCCAUGACAAAGUGGCAGAUAAUAUUUUCAUAAAACGAACUCUUAUACCAUUCAUUUUCUAGAGAAAAAAACUUAUAUGAGUGUAACAAAUUCGAACAAAUAAAUUAAAAUUGAUCAUAGACAAAUAGAAUUUUUGGAAUUCAAAGCAAUUGUAAAAUGCAUUUUAGAAUGUUUACGUGUCCUAGUGGCAUUGGAUGAUGAUGAAACGUACUCCGAGAAAUGCGGCUGUUUGCCGAUCUCUUUACUUCAGAAUCACUUGUUUUUUACAAGUGCAGCAUCUCAUUAUGUUCUUUCACAAUAUGAUUUUAUUAUACAUAUCUACAUCAAUAAAUGUGAUUGUAAGACUUUUUUUGUUUACUUGCUUAACUAGCAAAUACCAUACCAGUCAUGUAACUAAUACAGUAACAUAUUACACAUCUGAUUUAUUGAUGCUUUGGUCGAGUAUUUAGAGCAUCUUCAAUGAAAUUUGGAAUCCUAAACAUACGUAUAUAUAUAUAUGUAUAUAUUAUAUAUGUACAUAUAAUUGUGGGGUCUAAUUUUAUAGAAAAUUCAAUCUAUUUUCUUUUUUAAAUAACUUUAAAUUGGUUUUUCCACAAAACCAUGGACCCAAUAAUUAUAUAUAUAUAUAUAUAUGUGUUCAGGAUUCCAAUGGGUAGAAUUCCGAUAGGAGGUUCUCUUAUACUCUAGUGAGAUAUUUAUUGUAACACGGCAUGGCCGAAAGAAGAUAAUACAAACUACAAAGCCACUUUUUAUACUCAAGGUCAAAAACUUAAUGGUGAACUCGAUAAUUAACUAAUAAGAUUAUCUAAUUAAAAGUACAAGACUUGGCCGUAUAUAUCUCGAUCCAUGACUCUCUAUAUUAAUAUAAAGUUACUUAUAUCCUUCAUCACCCUCGAAUAUGUAUAUUGUUAUAAUUUGUUCAUUAUAUAAAGAGGGUACAAAUCUGAUCUUCCUCUUUCUUUAACAUGAAGAAGUGGUCGAAGAUGUUUACAUUCUGAAAAGUCAGCGUCUCUUACUCUCGUUUCAUCAGCCAUUCUACUUUUUAUUCUCCUACUUUUUCCAAGAAAAUUACAAAAAUUUCCCAGGAGAAUAAUCCAACAUCACUGAUUAGCAACCAUUCUUUUCCCAUUCUUUUUUAAUUUGCUAUUUUCGUUGUGUAUAUAUAUCAUAUAUACAUAUAUAUAAGCACACACAAACGGAUUAUACAUACAUGUUAUGUGCAGCGUCUCUGCAUCUUUAGACAUGGACAACUUCCAAGGAGACCUAACAGACGUUGUACGAGGUAUCGGGUCAGGACACGUUUCAUCAUCUACUGGGCCAUCUCCGAGCAGUUUGUCUCCGCCACCGAUUUCAGAUGUCCCCUCCGUCGCUAGUUGUCAGAUAAAUCCCUUCGGCGACCCGUUCGUAAGCAUGGCAGAUCCUCUCUUCAACCUCACGGCUAACAAAAGCAACAACAGCUUCGAAGUCUUUCCAGAGGUUUCUGAGGAUGAUCACAUCAAGAGUAAAUGCAGUGUCUUCCCAAGAAUCCAGAUCUCACAAAGCAACAUCAUCCAGGAUGCCUCCAAGUGUAGUUCCCCAGCUAUGGCCGUCUCCUCCGCCGUCGCAGCAGCUUCGCCGUGGGGAAUGAUCAACGUUGUCAGCACUAACAGUCCAAGAAACUGUUCAAUGGUCGAUAAUAGUAACAACACGUCAUCUUCUUCGCAGAUUCAGAUCUCUUCUUCCCCUCGGAAUCUUGGCAUAAAGAAGAGGAAGGGGCAGGGAAAGAAAGUGGUGUGCAUACCGGCUCCAGCCGCCAUAAACAGCCGGUCCAGUGGGGAAGUAGUUCCGUCUGAUCUGUGGGCUUGGCGUAAGUACGGUCAAAAACCAAUCAAAGGUUCUCCUUAUCCUAGGGGUUACUACAGAUGUAGCAGCUCGAAAGGUUGUCCAGCUAGGAAACAAGUGGAACGUAGCCGCACCGAUCCAAACAUGUUAGUCAUUACUUAUACAUCUGAGCAUAACCAUCCAUGGCCCACUCAACGCAACGCUCUCGCUGGCUCUACUCGUUCUUCUAUCUCCUCCUCUUCAAACCCUUCUUCCAAAUCCUUAACUUCAAUCGCAACGGCAACUACCUCUUCCUCAUCCAGAGUCUCUCAAAACAAAGACGAACCCAAUAAGUCCCACUUGGCCUCCUCCUCCACCCCUCCUUCUCCUUAUGUGGCUGCGGCUGUUAAGGAGGAGGACGUUGAGGAGCGUCAGAACAAAAUGGAGUUCGAUAAUGAUCCUGACAAUACCUAUAGACCGGAAUUUCAACAUCAGCCGGAGGGUUUCUUCGCCGAUCUUGACGAGCUAGAGGAAGAUUCUUUAACUAUGUUACUCUCUCAAGGAUUCUCAGGUGGAGGUAACCUAGAGAACAAAACGACGAUUCCCGACGUUUUUAGCGAUUUCUUUGACGACGACUCCUCAAGGUCGUUAUAAAAAUUCGUAUAAUGUAUACAUAUGUAGAAAUGAAUUUUUCAUGAAUUUCGUGUAAUUCGGUUGAGCUAAAUGCAUAUAUUAGCCCUGGUGUACAUCACAGGCAUCUGUAGUC